Molecule: messenger RNA, 1107 nt
Organism: Setaria italica (foxtail millet)
Lineage: Eukaryota; Viridiplantae; Streptophyta; Magnoliopsida; Poales; Poaceae
Exons: 2
Coding region: 337-1017 (226 amino acids)
Source: RefSeq, a predicted model, not a curated record
AAUCAGAGCCGCCGGGGCUGCACGCCUCACACUUGGCACCGUACGAGCCGAAUGUUUUCCCCUCCCAAAGAAUCCAAACCAAUCACCUCGAGGAUCCACCGCCAAUGAUCAGAUCUUGCUCGUGUCUGUGUGUAUAUGUAUAAGCUCCGGCCCCAGUCCACCUUCAUCCUCCUGUCCCUGCAAGGCUGCAGAGCUCGGUAGUAGCAAGUGACCUGAGGCGCAGCUUCUCUUCGAGCAUCCACAGAUCAUCCAGCCACCCGCUGCCUGCUCUGUUGAAGCCGAUCGCUUCUGAAUUCUGAUCCCACGCCGCUCCGGUCUGGGAAGAAAGAAAGAACGAUGCCUCCUCUUGCGCCGCUGGUGGAUCAGAAGGCCGGGCCGAGGCAGCGGCACCCGGGGAUACUGCCGGCGCUGGCGCAGCGGUCGGCGUCGUUCCACGGCCUCGGCGCGGCCGAGCAACAACAGCAUCAGCGCGACGAUCUGCUGAGGCAGCGGCCCCGGACGCACCCGGACCUGCUCGCCGGCGUCAGGGACCGGAGCUUCCGGCGAACCGGCACGGGCCGCGGCGGCGACGCUGCUGCUGCGGCUCGUGUCCCGUGGGCAGGGGCCGGCGGGAGGGCGGUGGCGCCGAGCAAGGUGCUGGUGACCGUGGCCGUGCAGCGGAGCAUGUGGCCGCUGCACGUGAUGGCGCGCGCCGAGUGGCGCGUCGCCGACCUGGUCGCCGCCGCGGUGGGGCUCUACGUCAGGGACGGCCGCCGCCCGCUGCUGCCGUCCGGCGACCCGUCGGCGUUCGGGCUCCACUACUCCCAGUUCAGCCUGCAAGGCUUGGACCCGGACGAGAAAGUCGUGGAGCUGGGGAGCAGGAGCUUCUUCCUCUACCCCAGGGCUGCGGCGGCAGCCGCGGCUUCCUCGUUUAGUUAUCCAUCAACUGAAGCCAGCAAGACCAUGGCCACCCCUGCGGAGAGGCCAAACAUGCUACCACCAUGUCUUGGCUUCAUGCACUUCUGGCCGCUGUUGUAGCGUAGUCUUGGAUCGGCAGACAGCACCUGUAAACUGUAAUCUACCUACAUAGAUUCAUAGAUUCAUAGAUUGUAUAGUUGUGCUUGGUCA